GUUUCGACCCCCUCGACGGAGCAAGCGCUAAAGUAGGCGGGGAGAAGCGAGGUGAAGGCAGUGGCAAGACGCACGGUUGUCUGGGCUGUGGGCACUGACUUGGGUACACAUCUCGACGUAAUAUCGUCACGUCCACUUCUCUGCCUUCUGUUCACUCCUUGAAACGUCGAGAAGGGAGGAGGAGGAGCAAGUAGAGACAGUUAGACAGUUAAGUGUCCGAUCCUCGGGACGUACACACGUCGCAGAGCCGGCGUUUGUGACUGCAGGACUGUCCGACCCGACUACUAUGGCCGCCAAGCGCGACGAGCUACUGCGUCUUGUGGCCGCGCUAAGCGCCGCCUGUAAGCAGGACAAGAACGUGCUGAAAGAUGGUGAGCUCGUGGACGCGCUGGAGACUCAUGGCCGUCAGAUCGCGCGACUCCGCAAGCAGCAGAAGAAGAUGAAGAAAGCCCAGCAGAAGCUCGGCAUGUCACCAUCUCUCGAAGUCAACAAGACGGCCACGAAGCUCAAGGAGCAGGUGAUGGCUGGGGAGAGUAAGGCUGCUGAGGGCGUCUCCAAACGCCGCAAACUCUCGCUCGACACAGAGACCAAGAGUGGCCACAACCACGACCUCAGUGCGUCGUGUUUGUUCCCGUCCAUUGAGCGUCAACACAAAACCAAGCAAGAGUCCAUGGGUGAGUGGAUCUCAUCUCUGCAGAGCAGUAAGAACGCUGCAAUCAUGGACCCCACAGACACCGUAACGUACUACCGUCCUACGACCCCCACGACCGUAGCAGUAGCCGUCGAAGUAAGCAAAGAAGCCGUGAUGGUGAACCCUCUCAAGACGUUCCAGUACCACACUCGCCGCUCUGUCUCUCCUCAACUCAAGACUCCGCGUGCUGUGCGUGCUGCCUCGCCAUACAAGCCCAUGUAUCGCUCUGCCUCGCCCAAUACAGUUGAUCUCUCGGCAUCCUCGACGUCAACGAUGGCUUCAUACUACGACGACAUGUGCGACGAGUACUCGGUCUCUUCCGAAACUUUGCGUCGAUACAAUCGCUCGGCUUUGGAUCGCACUCCGUCCUUCGAGUCGAUGGACUGGGCGCCGUCAGACGACGACAACGACGAGUCUGUACCCUUUCGGAGCAUCGCAGACGACGUGGAGCAGCAAUCUCCAGUGUCCAGAGUAGUGACUCAUCCCAAGAGUGGCUACUAUUCCGCUGAAGAAGGAGAGCCUACUGCCGAGUCCUCAUCUCGUGUGGCAGUGCCCAGUCUUCCAGUUGCUGCCAACUCGACGGAGGUUGUGAUGGAGGUUCUGUAUGGGAUCAUGGAGCACAAUGAAAACUUCAAGUGGCUCAUUGACCCCGUGAACCAGGCGCGUGUAGCCAAGUUGGUCGAGUAUCACUUGAAGGAACAGCAGAAUGAUGAUGCAUCUGCGCAGGUUUAUGAAGAUGAGCAGUUUAUCAACGAACUGCGAGCUCAUGUGGACGAGCUGAUCCAUGAGAAUCUCAAGAUCAAGACGGAGAAUGUCCGACUUAUGGGCUCUGCUGCUGACAAGAACGUGGAGGAGCUGAAGAGACGACUUGCCUUGAGUGAGGAGGCUGGCAGUAUGCAGGAGAGUUUCCGUCGUGAAGCUGAGGCUGCGUUCCAGAGUCAACUGGAGAGCAAGACGCAGCUGGUGUCGAGUCUGCAGCACGACCUCGAAGAGAAGGACUCGCAGAUAGCUAAGUUGCAGCGCAAUGGAGCUGAGCUCUCUGAAGAUGACGAUAGCAUGUCCUGUUCUGAGGUUGCGAGACUUAGAAACACCGUGAUGGAGAAAGAUCGCGAGAUCUGUCGACUCAACUUCCAGCUGUCGACGAAGCAGAAACUCGUCGAUGAGAUCGCCAAGAAGGUCGUGCAGCAGCUGGAAAUGACGGGGGAAUCGGCGAGCAAUCAUCACUUGGACAUGGACAUGUUCCUGUUCAAGAGCGUAGCGGAGAAGCAAGAGGCCAUUGAUGAACUCAAGGCCGCUCUGUCGUCCAUGGAGCGUGAAGUGACUGGACUGGAGGCGCGAGUGGCCAAGAAGUCGCGCGAGACGUUGCUGCUUAAGACCAAGUUCAAGUCGAUGGCUACACGCCUGACGGAGGCGAAUGUCAAUAUGUCUCGUGUGCAGACGGAGAACGAUCGUCUGGUGUCGUCGUUGAAGGAGAAACAAGGCAAAAUGCGCGACCUCAUCGAGUUCUUGGAAGGUAAGGAGAAGCAGGUGAUGCACUUGGAAGAGCAGGUGAAUCUGCGUCAGACGCAACUGGAGCAUGUCAUGACGGAGUUUGAGAAGAUGCAGCGUCUUCAUGACAAUAAGAAGAGCACAAGUGGCCGUGCUGCUGCUCAUCGUACGACAGCUGUGCAUGCACAGUAAGCAGCGAGGCUCAGCUGGCUGAUCCAAGCGACAAUGCCCCAUCACUGCUGCUGCUCGCCUGCUUCUACUCGUAUGACGCCCAAGAAAAAUGCCAGAAGACGAGGUGCUCGAUCGCACCCGCGAAGACAAAACAAGCAACUAGUACUACCAAGAAAUGCUCAGAAACAUCGUGCAUCAAGGUCAUCAUACACGACCC
Phytophthora infestans T30-4 is the source of this 2567-nucleotide messenger RNA. RefSeq lists its product as uncharacterized. The record is from RefSeq and is a predicted model, not a curated record. Gene Ontology annotation, biological process: endoplasmic reticulum to Golgi vesicle-mediated transport; Golgi organization. The coding region runs from base 287 to 2371 and encodes 694 amino acids. The transcript is spliced from 2 exons. Gene Ontology annotation, cellular component: Golgi apparatus. Gene Ontology annotation, molecular function: small GTPase binding. Lineage: Eukaryota; Oomycota; Peronosporomycetes; Peronosporales; Peronosporaceae.